Penicillium chermesinum is the source of this 2043-nucleotide messenger RNA. RefSeq lists its product as uncharacterized. NCBI's taxonomy places the organism in Eukaryota, Fungi, Ascomycota, Eurotiomycetes, Eurotiales, Aspergillaceae. The transcript has 3 exons. The record is from RefSeq and is a predicted model, not a curated record. Bases 1 to 2043 code for a protein of 680 amino acids.
AUGAAGACUAGGAGUGGACGACUAGUUCAGCGUGCGGGUAGCUCCAAGAGUCCGCGAUCCUCCAAAUAUUCUGCUGCGCAAUCUGCCCGCAAGUCCAAAAUGCCACCUUUCCGGGAUGAGCAUGUCCUGGUAAUUGCGCCGGGCUCGCAAGUGACCUUAGCGCAGCUCGGCUUGCCAGAGUCCUUCACUCCGGCGCGUAAUCGCUACCCCACCCGCAUGUUCCCAGCCGAGAAGAAGGGCGAAUUUGAACCAUACAAGAUCCGUAAACGCGAACGCAAUGGCCAGAAUGGCACCCACGCACCGAAGCCGGAGGAUGUGGACAUGAAGGAUGGCGCGACACCUGCGACUCAGGGCACCACCGAUACUGGGUCGGCCGACAAGGCGGAGGGGGCAACUGAAACUAACGAGGCAGAUACUCCCACCAUUUUCUACGAGGAAGACGUGACUUCCGAAGAAGGAGCCGUGUAUCCCAUUCAGAAUGGAUCCAUUGUCGAUUGGCCCUGCUUCUUCGCGCUUCUUACUCAUAUCUACAAUUCCCUGAGUCCUCCGUUCCACACGCCGGUUCUGAUGGUCUCCCAGCCAGCCUGGUCUGCACGCGACCGCGAGGCCAUUACUCAAUUCGUGUUCGAAAAGUUCAAGGUACCUGGCUUCAGCAUGAUGGACUCAGCCCUCGCAGCGAUUUAUGGCUACGGUGUGUCGACUGCGACUGUUGUGGACGUUGGAAAAGACAAGGUUGAUGUGACCGCCGUCACGGACUUCAUGGUCAAUGAACAUGGUCGAGGCAUUGCGCUUCGCGGCUGUGGCGGUGAUGCCAUGACUGAUCGGCUGGUUGAGCUUCUUGGCCCCAAAGGGUUUACCCGUGAGAUGUGCGAGCAACUGAAGAGAAGCAACAUUGCUGAGAUCUUGCCACCCGGCACGGUUGUUCCUGGCACUGCCGCAACCGCACGCCAGGGCACCAACCCAGCUGCCGUCGCAUCGACAGGUGGAGCGGAUCCGGCCGAUGUGAAUGCCCCCCGUGGCCCUGGAGCAGGUACUCAGACUGGCGAAGCGAAUGGAGACGACGAGGAGGAGGGUGUUCUGGAUGUUGCGACUAUCGUUAGUGGUAAUACGACUGAGUACUUGGCGAACAUGGAAAAGGAAAAAGCGAACAACAAAAAAGCCGGUGUCGACCCGAAGCAGCCUCGUCUUCCCAAUGCCAAGAAGGAGAAAGCUACAUUCCAGUUCGAGGAGUUUGUCCAAAUGGAGGAUGAGAACAAUGCGGGUGGAGGCCAGCGCUACAUUCGUCACUCCCGCGAAAUCGAAGUGGGCGUGGAGCGUUUCCUUCUGGCCACUGCUCGCCAGGGAGUCACUGACCGCAUUAGUGAGGGACUUUUGGAGGACAUUGCUACGCAGAUCCAUCACACCAUUCUGGCCGUCCCCGACGCCACAAAACGCAGUGAGCUCUGGGAUUCUCUCAUUAUUGUUGGAUGCGGUAGCAAGGUUAAAGGAUUCACCCAAUCUCUUCUUGGUGUUAUCACUCAGAAGUUCAUACUCGCCCCAUCCGCUACGAUUUUCACCUCUGAGAUACCCUCCAAUUUCAGUACCCCUCUGCCUACUGGCGGGUCAAAUACUCCUGCCCCCAUGGCCCAGCCUGGACCCAUGUACCACCCAGCUGCGCACGGCGUCAAUCCUCUCCUUGUGGCUGCGACACACAACAACCCUGCCAUGGCCGGAGUUCCGCCGGGCACCCCAUCGAUGGAUCCCGCUGGAAUGUCACUCCACCGUUCGACCGGUCACUCUCAAACCCCAAACUCGGUCAAGACAUUGCGGUUGCCUGAGCACUUCUCGGAGUUCAAGGACCAGGGUAACAGCAACGCUCCCGGAUCUACGGUGGGCCCAACGAGCAGUACAGCUAGCCACGGUUCUGAAGAAGCUGGCUUCCUUGGCGCUCAGAUGGGAGCCAAAGUCUUCUUCAUCAUUGACCAGGGUGCGACCAAGAGCUUCCUGACCCGUGCCGAGUAUAAUGAGAGUGGUCCAUCGGCCAUUCAUGAGUACAUCGUCUAA